Molecule: messenger RNA, 1639 nt
Organism: Vombatus ursinus (common wombat)
Lineage: Eukaryota; Metazoa; Chordata; Mammalia; Diprotodontia; Vombatidae
Product: DNA fragmentation factor subunit beta-like
Exons: 7
Coding region: 26-1042 (338 amino acids)
Biological process (GO): apoptotic process; apoptotic DNA fragmentation
Cellular component (GO): cytoplasm; nucleus
Molecular function (GO): DNA endonuclease activity
Source: RefSeq, a predicted model, not a curated record
AAAGGUGUUUCUGCAGAGGUCUGCAAUGUCCAAGCGGCCCCGGACCUUCAAGCUGCGGGCGCUCCACAGCCAGGACAAAUACGGGGUGGCGGGAAAGAACUGCCAGGAAGUGUUGCUGAAAGGAUGUCAGAAAUUCCAGCUUCCCAUUUCUGGCUGCCGCCUGUGUUUGUACGAAGAUGGCACCGAGCUCACUGAAGGCUACUUCCAGCGCCUCCCUGACAACACCGAGCUCAUGCUUCUGACCCCUGGUCAGGCCUGGCAGGGCUAUAUCAGCGACAUCCAUCGCUUCCUCACCAUAUUCUACCAGCCACAGGCGGACAUCAUUCAAGCAGCUCAGAAACUGCUCUCUGAUGAGCGAGCUCCCUUGAGGCAGAAACUUCUUGCGGACUUCCUUCACAACAUUAGCGAAAACAUCCAGGCAGAAACCCGAGAGGAGGAUGGGCCGUGGUUUGAAGGUUUGGAGUCUCGGUUUAGGAAUAAGUCUAGCUAUUUGAGGUAUAGCUGUGAGAGCCGCAUACGGAGUUAUCUGAAAGAGGUGAAUGCUCAUGCCUCCACCCUCGAUCCCCAGCCUCGAGCAGAAUAUCUGAAAAUCAUUGGCCAAAUGUGUGAGAAACUGAAAUCGGAGCGCUACAAUGGCAGCUACUUUGACAGGAGAGACAAAGUGAGAGAGCGUCUUUGUACAGCAGAAGGCUGGUUCUCUUGUCAGGGUCCUUUCGAUUUGGAUGCUUGUUUGUCUAAACACUCCAUCAAUCCCUAUAGCAACCGGGAAAGUCGAAUUCUCUUCAGCACUUGGAACCUAGAUCACAAAAUAGAAAAGAAACGCACCAUUGUGCCCACCCUGACUGAAGCUGUUGCCGAGCAAGACGGGAGAGAAGUAGACUGGGAAUAUUUCUAUAGCCUGCUUUUUACCUCCAAUAAUCUCAAAUUGGUACAUAUUGCCUGCCAUAAGAAAAGUAGUCAUAACCUCAGCUGCGAUGAGACUAGGAUUUACAAACCCAAGAAGCAGGUUGUCAGGAAACGUGCUGCCCGCAGACGUCAAUGACCUCUCUCCUAUCGCUUUCCUGGGUUUUAGAGCCAGAAGGGGACUCGGAGAUCAUCUGCUCCAUUCCCCUAGUUUUACAGAAAGAGAAACAGGUUCAAAUAGGAGAAGAAGCAAGCAUUUGUUAAGUGCCUACUAUGUGUCAUUCUCUGUCCUAGUGCUGAGGAUGGAUACAAAGACAAAAAUGAAACAUAAAAUGAUAUACAAAGUAUCUACAAAGAAAAUGGAAGACAAUUUUUGUUUUGGAAGGAACGAUUAAUAGCAGGUGGCAUCAGGAACAUCUUCCUGUAGGAGGUGGCAGUUGAGCUGUGCUUAGAGGAAGCUAGAGAUUCUAAAAGAUGGCAGUAAGGAAAGAGUGCAGUCUAGGCACAGGGCGCAGCCAGUGGAAAGUCAGGGAGCCUACCUCAUAUACAUAUCUGAUGGUGCCUUAACGCAGGGCCUCCAUAAAGGGGCUACUUUCUGUCUGUCUCUCUGGCUAAUUCCAAGCUUACAAAUGCAUGUUUGUCCACAUGUCUGUUUCCGUCUUUGUGUUGUUGUUCAGUCAUGUCCUACCCUUUGUGACCCCAUCUGGCGUUUUCUUGGCAAAGAUCUUGGAGUGGU